AUGCAGUCGAAGGGCAUGCCGCGCGCUUCUGUCCCCACCAGCACCCAAAUUUUACAAUUCAAAUACCACAACCGUAACCGCCACAACUUGCACAACCAAAAUCUUAACCACAAGGCCAGCGCCGACUCAAGCAAGUUUGCAAUGUGGUUCUCCAAGUCCAAUUUUGAGGUCAAGGGCAAAACAGCAAUAAUAGUAGGUGCAUCGCAAGGUCUCGGGGUAGAGCUAGCCAAACAGCUCUAUUUACAAAACUGCACCGUUAUCCUCGUGGCUCGUACAACGAAAAAACUCGAGUUUCACGCUGACCAAAUCUCCCAAUUGACGGUUCCGUCGACUCAUACCGCAAAAGCCACUUACUUCACUUGCGAUGCCGCCAGCUAUGGCAACUGCGAGGAACUAUGGAAGAAUGUUGCAGCUGGCGGCUACGAACCCGAUAUCAUCAUGUGCUGUGCUGGAUCCAGUGUGCCCAAGCUCUUCGCCGAUUUGACCGCUGCCGAUUUGCAAUUGGGCAUGGACGUCAACUACAAGACCGCCAUUAAUGUCGUGCACGCGGGGUUCAAGCAUAUGAUGGCGGUCAACCACCAGAUACGCCCGCAGGAGUGGACGAAGCGCAACGUGGUGUUGUUCAGCUCCGUCGUGGGCUUAUUCCCAUUCAUUGGCUAUGCGCAGUAUGGGCCAAUGAAGUCCGCCGUCGACUCGCUCAGCUUGAUCUUGAGGCAGGAGUUGAAGCCGUAUAAUUUCCGAGUGAGCUGCGUAUACCCGGGCAACUUUUUGAGCGAAGGGUACGAAGAAGAGCAAAAGACCAAGCCUGCUAUAACUCGCGAGAUUGAAGGUCUGAGUCCCGCGAUUAGCGGCGAGGAGUGCGCCAGCAUUGUGUUGGACCAGCUACAGAAGGGGUACGACUCCAUCACCACCGACUUCAUCGGGUGGGUUUUAAGCUGUAGCGUGCUUGGCACGCGGCCUAGACAGUGGGGGUUGAUUCAAGUGGUUGUUGGGUUGAUUUUCCUGAUUAUCGAACCGAUUGUUCUGUGGACCAUUCAAAGAGAUAUUUCGAAAUCCGUCAAGUAA
Messenger RNA from Lodderomyces beijingensis, 1065 nucleotides. Lineage: Eukaryota; Fungi; Ascomycota; Pichiomycetes; Serinales; Debaryomycetaceae. The record is from the annotation of a GenBank genome assembly.